Messenger RNA from Phytophthora sojae, 1275 nucleotides. RefSeq lists its product as hypothetical. The transcript has a single exon. The record is from RefSeq and is a predicted model, not a curated record. Lineage: Eukaryota; Oomycota; Peronosporomycetes; Peronosporales; Peronosporaceae. Bases 1 to 1194 code for a protein of 397 amino acids.
AUGGGCAAGAACCGCUUCGUUGUCAAUCCCUUCGGGCACCUCGCUCUGUCCGAAGUCGACCGGUCCCAGCUUAAGGAAUUCGCCUACAACUUCUUCGAUCAGUGCGUGCUCAAGUACGAAGUUUUCAUCAGCGAUGGUGGUCCCAAGGUCGACCCGAAAGACUGGAAGCAUAUCAAGACGAGAGAGGAUACGCGUGUCUACCUCGAGCGCGAUCCACCGAUUCGAACGUCACUCUCCGGUGUGGUAUCGGAUCACCCAGCGCUGCUGAUGACGGGGAUAACCUGGGGCACCGUCGACGACUGCAUGUUCGGCGCAUACAGCCCAACUCUCGAGACCAUGCGAGUCAAGGCCUCGUACGUCGAAGACAUGAGCGGUGGCGCCGUCCUGGCUGUGCUGGAAGAACCAACGCCAGAAGACCCAUUCCGAUCCAUGACGAUCAAGUGGAUCGAGCUUGACCUCCCCUUCAACUCGACCACUCUCGUCAAGAAUCGCGACUACGUGUACAUCGAGUACAUGAAAACCGUCAAGCUGUCGAAUGGUGAACACAUUGGCUGCCAGAUCUACCAUUCGAUCAACUUCCCACAGACAAAGGAACUUCCGAACCGUGUGCGCGCGAACAUGACGGUGUGUGGCAUCUUUCGCCAGCUCGGGCCCGACACCGUCGAGGUCUACGGCUCAGGAAUUGUUGACCCUGCGGGUGACAUGAUCAAGGCACUCGUUGUACCCAGCAUGGCCGCCGGCUACCUGACCGUGCUGAAGUACGCCCACUGCAGCAAGAUGAAGAAGAUAUCCUGGCUCCUGGGGAAGCGCUACGAAUUGGCCAAGGAGUUGGGAGCCCCAGGUAGAGCCCACAUUUGUGUCACGUGCUGCACACCAAUCUCGAAACUUCGGCGCGGAGACUACGGCAGAAGCGAGGGCAGCACGUGCAAGCUCUGUUCUGGUUAUCUGUGCCGCUCAUGUCGUAUCCAGCGAAAGUUGACAUUCACCAGCCCCGACCUUCAGAUGGAGCAGCGCAAGGUGUCGUUCUGCGGUCUCUGUCUGCAGCAAGCCAGAACCAUGAGUCCCUUGGAGGUGAUCAAGGAUCUCAUGAAUUCCCCAGACAAGGAUAAACACCUGACAGCGACCUCUUCCACGGCCAUCGACUCAUCUUACUCAACGUCGUCCGAGUACUGCCACUCGGAAUACAGUGGCUAGUCGAUCGAUUCCGUAUACCUGCAGGAGUUUCGUGAUGAGUUGAGUUCAAUAAGUAAAGAUGGCGAAUAAAGUGUAACCUUG